GCACCUGGUGAGCGGUGUUAGCUGCUGGCAGCAUCCGAUUCCUAAGGGAACUGUAUGCAUUGAGAAUGGGUGUUACAUGCCAAACUUUGAUGGUUGUUCUCAGUGCAAAACUUGUAACACUAUUAAAGUUGAUGACAUGACAACUCGAGAAGAAGAUGGAGAUGAAAUUAUUACAUACAAACAUGUGUGUUCCAACUGUCAACAUGAAAUCGCAGAACAUCAGCAUAUUUUUAGAGUGGAUGGGCAAUUUCAGGUGUAUGAGAUGACCUGCCUGUUGUGUGGAAACGGAGAAGAUGAACGGAGCAUUAUGCCAUACGAUCCACGAGGACCUCAUUUAGAGAUCUUUUAACAAACACUGGUUUUUGCAUCCUUUCUUAUUCCAGCUUUCCACUGACACGAUCCCAUGCAUGAUUUUUGUGCCCAAUUCUGUGGAAAAGGUGCCAUAAUGUGUAUAUUCAUUAUCGUGAUAAAGGGGAAGAUCAUAGCCCAUUGGUAAAGUGAUCACUUUAUGCACAGUCGUUCUGGGAUCAAUCCUUCUCUAUGGGCCCAUUUGGCUAAAAAAAAAAUUCAGCCAGUGCAUUACAACUGGUAUGACAAAGGACGUGAUAUGUACUAUCCUGUCUGUGGGGUGCACAUAAAAGAUCCUUUCCUACUAAUGAAAAAAUGUAGCAGGUUUCCUUUCAAAGAUUAUAUAUCAAAAUUACCAAAUGUUUAACAUCCAAUAGCCGAUGAUUAAUAAAUCGAUGUGCUCUAGUGGUGUCAUUAAACAAAACAAACUUUAACUUGAUCCCGAUAACCUCACGAGCGAAAUGACUUUUAAUGGAAAGUGGGCCUUACAGGGAUUACUUUCAUAAAGAUCUGUGUUAUCAGCCCUAGCAGGGUGAUGCCAUUUGUGCAAAGAGAUCCUUAAUUACAAAAGUAGCUGAAGAAAAUUGUUUACAUUAUCUUUUUUCAGUGUUUAAGACCAUUAUAUAAAACUUGUUCCUGUGUCCUCAUAGGAUGAGACUGAAACAGUACAUGAUUACAAUGGUCAUUUUGUUUCUUUGAAAGGCACUUUUACAGAUGCAGGCCCAUAGCCACGAUUUCAAAGAGAUGAUGGGGUGUUUUAGAUGAUGAAAUAACUUUUUAUACCUAAACAUUUUAAUAUGUGUGAUAGUUACACUUUUUUUUUUAAUUAAGUGAAAUUGAGCAGGUCAGAUUUUGUUUUUUAAUGUCUAUUUUAUGUAUGCACCUAAUGGAAUAAUAAUAUUUAUUAGUUUAGAAAAUACAAAAACCAAAAGCCAAUAUGAGAAAUAAAUAGUGAAAAUCCAGUGUAGCAGCUUCAGUUAAUAUUCUGUGUCUUGGUCCUCUCAUACCUGCCCUUUCAAGGCAUACUGUCACGGAUUAAAGGACCUUAUUUCUCUAAAAAUGGAUAAUAAAUUUAAAAUUCCAUUAAUUGUUGGAAACCAGAUCUAGCUAUUGCAUCACCUUAACUGAACCAUGAUGCAGUGAA
Molecule: messenger RNA, 1492 nt
Organism: Gigantopelta aegis
Lineage: Eukaryota; Metazoa; Mollusca; Gastropoda; Neomphalida; Peltospiridae
Product: protein Churchill-like
Exons: 4
Coding region: 77-349 (90 amino acids)
Biological process (GO): multicellular organism development; fibroblast growth factor receptor signaling pathway; positive regulation of DNA-templated transcription
Molecular function (GO): zinc ion binding
Source: RefSeq, a predicted model, not a curated record